AUGAAUCCCAACUACAGCAAAAUGAGAACCAUUUCUUUUGUGCAGAAAAAAGUAAAACUGGCAAAUAAUGAAACACUGGUUUUUGAUUUUGAGGGUACUCUGUUACGAUCAGUUUCAUUGUUCCCUUACUUCAUGCUGGUUGCUUUUGAAGCUGGUGGGAUACUAAGAUCUCUGAUCUUGUUUCUUUCAUACCCCUUAGUGUGGCUGGUGGGUGAAGACCAACUUGGCUUGAACAUCAUGGUUUUCUUGUGCUUUUUUGGCAUCAGAAAGGACACAUUCAGAACAGGAUCAGCAGUUCUGCCGAAGUUCUUCUUAGAAGAUAUUGGAUGGGAAGGGUUUGAAGCUGUAAUGUGUUGUGAGAGAAAAGUGGCAAUUAGUAAGUUGCCUAGGAUCAUGGUUGAAAAUUUUCUGAAGGACUAUUUAGGGGUUGAGGCCGUCAUGGCAAGAGAGUUAAAGUCCUUCAGUGGUUUCUUUUUAGGAGUGUUUGAGAAGAAAAAUCCAAAUAAAAUCCCUUCAUAUAAAGUUAAUGGAGGUACUAAAGAGACCAAUAGAACUGGCAUUGUAGAUAACAACCUUAUUGAGUAUGUUGACCAGGGGGAGCUUUACCAACAAUUCAAGGAGGUUUGCAUAGGUGAUGAGAAGAGAAAUUGGCAUGUUCUUCCGAGAGAGAGGUAUCCGAAGCCAUUGAUCUUCCAUGAUGGAAGAUUGGCUUUCAGGCCAACUCUUGCAUCUUCUCUGAUCUUGUUCAUUUGGUUACCCUUUGGAAUAUUUCUUUGCCUACUUAGAUUUACUAUAGGCAUAGCAUUGCCCCUCAAUGUGUCAGCUCCAAUAUUGGCCCUCUCAGGAACAAGAACCACUCUUUCGAAACCCCAGAGCACUAUGUCUUUGGUCCACAGUGAAGAAAAUGAGAAGGGUAUGCUCUAUGUGUGCAAUCACAGAACCUUGCUUGACCCACUUUAUGUUUCAAUUGUUUUACGCAAACCACUUUCUACAGUCACAUACAGCCUCAGCAGAUUAAGUGAAACAGUAUCCCCUAUGAAAACUAUAAGGCUCACAAGGGACAGAGAGAAAGACAGAGAAAAAAUGAACAAAUUGUUGAGCCUAGGGAACCUGGUGGUGUGUCCUGAGGGAACAACUUGCAGGGAACCUUAUCUGUUAAGGUUUAGUCCUUUAUUUGCUGAGCUUACAGGUAACAUUGUUCCUGUGGCUAUUGAUUUGAAUGUUAGCAUGUUUUAUGGAACAACAGCAAGCGGGAAUAAAUGUUUAGACACCUUUUUCCAUUUCAUGAAUCCAAGUCCUUCGUAUUCCAUAAAAUUUCUGGAGAUGUUACCACAAUCCCAAACAUGUCAAGCUGGUGGAAAAUCGAAAAUUGAAGUCGCAAAUUUUGUGCAAAAGGAGAUAUGCAAGGCUUUGGGGUUUGCAUGCACCAACGUGACCAGGAAAGAAAAGUAUUUGGUCUUGGCAGGUAAUGAGGGUGUGAGCCCACGCAAUAAUUGCCACCAGUAG
Molecule: messenger RNA, 1506 nt
Organism: Sphenostylis stenocarpa
Lineage: Eukaryota; Viridiplantae; Streptophyta; Magnoliopsida; Fabales; Fabaceae
Source: the annotation of a GenBank genome assembly